Molecule: messenger RNA, 2042 nt
Organism: Drosophila grimshawi
Lineage: Eukaryota; Metazoa; Arthropoda; Insecta; Diptera; Drosophilidae
Gene: Amun
Product: ras guanine nucleotide exchange factor P
Exons: 2
Coding region: 38-1750 (570 amino acids)
Source: RefSeq, a predicted model, not a curated record
UAUAUAUCGAGAAGUCGAGAAAAAUAAAAGAAUAAAAAUGUCAAACGGCAAGGCGACAGCGUUCUUUGAGAACGGCAGCACGACACAGUUCGAGUACUGCUACAAACUGUAUCCACAGGUGCUCAAGAUGAAGGCGGAGAAGCGCAGCAAGAAGCCACAGGAGCUGAUCCGUUUGGAUCAAUGGUUCCAGAACGAACUGCCCGGUCUGAUCAAGGCGCGAGGGAAGGACGCCCAUUUGGUCUACGAUGAGCUUGUCCAGGCCAUGAAAUGGAAACAGUCUCGAGGCAAAUUCUAUCCACAGUUAUCAUAUUUGGUUAAAGUGAAUACGCCACGCGCCGUCAUCCAGGAGACAAAGAAGGCGUUCCGCAAGUUACCCAAUCUGGAGCAGGCGAUCACAGCUUUAUCGAACCUCAAGGGUGUCGGCACCACAAUGGCAUCCGCCCUGCUAACCGCCGCCGCCCCCAAUUCCGCACCAUUUAUGGCCGAUGAGUGCCUGAUGGCCAUACCAGAGAUCGAGGGCAUCGAUUAUACGACCAAGGAGUACCUCAAUUUUGUGCAGCACAUCCAAUCGACAGUCGAGCGCCUCAAUGCAGAGGUUGGCGGCGACACGCCGCACUGGUCGCCACAUCGCGUCGAACUCGCUCUGUGGGCGCACUAUGUGGCCAAUGACCUCAGUCCCGAGCUGCUCGAUGAUAUGCCCCCGCCAGGCAGCGCAUCCGCCGCCAACAAUACGAACGGCAGCACCCUCGGCAAGAACAGCAGCAAGGUCCUCGAUGGCGAGGACACCAACGAUGGCGUCGCCGUCGAUGUCGAUGAUGAGAGUCUCGGUGCAGGCGGCGGACGGAACACUGCAACCGAGUCGGAAACGGAGAACGAGAACACCAAUCCUCCGAUUGCCCUGGGCAAGAACAACAGUAACAGUAACAGCAACAGUAACAGCAACUGUAACAGUAACAGUAACAAUAAUAACAGUAACAGCAACAACAGCAACACUGCCGCCUUACAACAAGAUGGCGACUCGAACUUUGUGUCGAACGAUUCCACCUCACAGGAGCCGAUCAUUGAGGAUAAUACCACACAGACCACGGCCACCACCACAUCGACAGAUGAUGGUGAGCCGAUUGGUGGUGCUGGCACUCCACUCGCCUCCGACUCGGAAAGUAAUCUCGAGGCGCCGCUCAAGAGUCGCUUGACGGGAUCAGCAGCAGCAGCAGAAGCAGCAACGGCAACGGCAACAGAAGGAGCAGCAGCCGCCGCAGCAACAGCAGCUGAACAGACAACACACAACAACAACAAGCAGAUCAAUAAAAAUGGAGCAACUGCAACAGCAGCUGCAACUGUUGGAGCAGCUAAUGGUAAUGGUAAUGGAACCGCUGCCGGGAAUGGUGUGCUCUCUGCGUCGUCAGCUGCAGCAGCGGAUGAUGAUGUGGACGAUGACGAGGAGGACGACGAUGAUGAUGAUGAUGAGGAUGAGGAUGAAAAUGAGGACGAUGAGCUAGAGGCUGAUGAGAGUAACAGCAGCAGCAGCAAUUUGCGGGCUAGUAAAUUGCAGCAAUUGACAGUUGCAGCGACGGCUGUGACUGCUGUGGCGCCAUCUAUUGGACAGAAGCGCUCGGCGCUCCAAAGUGACAUGGAGUCAAAUACAAAUUCGAAUGUGAAUAUUGGUAAUGCCACUGCUAAUGCUGCUCCUGCUGCUGCUGCAGAUGGUGAAGAAACUGCGCCGGAGCUGAAGAAACUGCGCAGCGACUGAGCUGCUGACCGUUAGCCGCCCGCACCCGGGUUAGACAGGAGGGGGAAGGGGGUGGCGGGGGCGAUGUAGAGGGAGAUGGGAGAAGGCCCCCACUCCCCCAGCCCGCCCGCUAUCCCUCCCCCAAAACGUAUCUGGUGGAAAGACAUAAUGUAUGUAGUGCAGUUGAGUCCGACAUUGAGAGAGCAACAUUACCUACACUUUGCCACAACAACAUUCAAGAAAUUUUACUAUUAAGCAAACUAAUUAUACAUAUAAUAUAUAAUAUAUAUAUAUACAACAACAAAAACAAACA